Messenger RNA from Mucor mucedo, 827 nucleotides. RefSeq lists its product as uncharacterized. Bases 37 to 759 code for a protein of 240 amino acids. The transcript has a single exon. The record is from RefSeq and is a predicted model, not a curated record. Lineage: Eukaryota; Fungi; Mucoromycota; Mucoromycetes; Mucorales; Mucoraceae.
AAUCAUUGUAUCUUUUAUUUUUUUUAUAAACACGAAAUGAAAUCCUGGAGCAACUUACCAGAAGAAGUUUUGCUCAUAUUCAAUUCCAAUGAUAAUACAUCCUUCUUUGAAGACAGAAAAUUGCUAGAAAAAAAGGAUAUUUUUCAAUGUGAACUUGUCUGCAGAAAUUGGAAAUUGCCUGCACAAAGAACCAACUACAAAUCCUUGACUGUGAGUAGCCGUGAUACCAAAAACUUAAUAAACGCCCUGAAAAGUAGCCAAGAAUCACCCGGUAAAUUUGUUAAAGAGCUUAUUCUUCCUAAUUCAACGAACGGCUUGUGGAAGCAAUGUUUACCUGCUAUGGCCGACAUCUUUCCCUUCAUUGACACAUUGGAGGUGCAUGAACCAAACGAGGACUUUUACUCUACCUUGAUCUCCAUUAGCAGCGCAUCGAAAUGGAAAGGGCUAAAAAACUUUGAAUUCCCAAACAAUGAUUCAGAUCUUGGAAUGUACGCAUCUUGUGUUCAAAACUACCAGAGAAGUUUAGAACGCCUUUUGGUUUGUGACAAGAUCCAGCUCAUCCAUGCAAACGAGGGUGGCAUUAACAACGAACUUUAUUUCAGUCUACUUAAAGAACUCGGACAAUUUUCAAAGCUCAAAGAGUUAGUUAUCAAACGACAUGCUAAUGACUGUUUAGAAUCAUUUGACAAGAUCAUCGAAAAGUGCCAAAACUUGAGAAAAUUGGAUAUUGGAAUCUACCCGAAUUUGACAAUAGAAUAACAACCUCUGAAACAGACCUGUCUCGGAUUAAACCUCGGCCAGAUAUUAAAACACUUGACGGAUUGUUU